Molecule: messenger RNA, 2598 nt
Organism: Balaenoptera acutorostrata (minke whale)
Lineage: Eukaryota; Metazoa; Chordata; Mammalia; Artiodactyla; Balaenopteridae
Product: proline-rich protein 36-like
Exons: 6
Coding region: 1-1611 (536 amino acids)
Source: RefSeq, a predicted model, not a curated record
AUGGUCGGCGGCCUCGCCGGCGAGCGGCGCCUCCAUAGGGACCGGGCGCGGGACGCGGCGGGAACGCGACUGCCCGGCCCGACCCGGGCGCCGGCGAGGGGCUGCGGGGCGCGGGGCGCGGGGCGCGGCGGGGCCACGCGCGGGGGCGCCUCAGGAAACCCUGCUCUCGGCCCCGCCGGGGAUCAGUCCACCAUGUCUGCGUCGGAGCAGGCGAGCGAACCCUCCUCCUCCUCCUCCUCCUCGCGAUCGCCGCCGCUGCCUCCGCCUCUUCCUCCUCCUCCUCCUCCCCGUCCCCCUGUGGCCGCCGAGGGUCGCGGCGCCCAGGCUGCCCGAGCCGCCGCCGUCUGGGCUCGGAUCCGGGAAGCUCCGCGGAGCGGCGGCCGCGGCGGCGACGGGUCUCCUCAUUUGCAUGCGAUUAGCAUGCGCCCCGCCCUGGGCCCGCCCCCACCCGCUCCUCCCCUCGCUCGGCUCAUCUGCAUGCACAUUCCUCGCCGCCACAUUCCAGGGCUUAACCCUGCCGCUCCCGCGGCCCGCUGCGCCGGCCGGGGCGCCGGCCCGAGUCAGGGGCGGAAGGGGGCUGCGGGCCAGGUGGGAGGGAAGACGGAGAAGGAAUGCGCUGCUCGCUGCUUCCCCUUGACCCCAAAUAUCUCUCUACGGCCGAACACUUGGGGUUUUAGAGUUUCGGGACGGGAAAGGCGGCUAAAGAGAAGUCUCCUCAGCCCUCUCCACCGCCUUCCGACUUCUAGGGAAACCACAAGACUUUCGAGAGGAAAGGGGUGGGGAGGCUCUCUUCGGAAGACAAGGUCCCAGCAAACCGAGAAGGCACAAAGGCUCCCCCGCGCCCCCUCGGACCCCGGGGCGUUCCGGGCGGUGGGAAAGUGUGAAAAGCAGAGCCAGCGCUCGAAAGCGCGUCAGUGGCGCGUCCGGGGCGGUGUCGCCCCCGGGGCCUCUGCAGGGCGCCCGGCCCUCCGUGACCUCAGCCUCGCGGCGGAAAGCGAAGGCGGAUCCCGCGGUCCGAGGGCGCCGCGACACGCCUGCCCCGGUGCCCCGCUGCGGGGGGGAAGCUCGGGCCAGACUCGGAGAAGCCACUGCACCCCCUCCCCCCACAAUCCCCCGCCGCGGGCGUCGUCGUCGUCCGCCGCGCGCGGGCCUGGGGCGCUCCACCCGGGGGCCCCGCGCUGGACGUGCACGCGCCCGGGAGCCAGCCCCUUCCGUCCGCCCGCGCCUCGGGAAGUCCCCCACCCGGAGCCCCGCCGAGGCCCAGAAGGUGUGGGCGAGCCCGCUGGCAGGAAAACGCGGCGGCCCGGCGGCCAGGCUUUCCUAGCCCCUGGAUGUGUCCGGGGAGGAACGUGGACUUUCUCUCCUUCCACAAGUAUUUAUUUAUUCAGCAGCUACUACGCCCUGGUCGGCCCUGAGGAGGGUCCGGACGUCGGGCUCCGGGCUGGACGGUGCCACGAGCCGCAGGCCUGGCAGGGCCCGGACACACAGCGUUUGUGCCCCCAGCCCCUCGGUCUGGGAGGGAGCCUCCCAGUCUCCAGACUCCUCUCCAGCCAGGUCUACACCACCGUCCCCCAUUCAUAUUCUUCUGGGUUACUAAGCAGCUGCUUUUAGAGUAAAACAAAAACAAAAACAAAAAAAAACCGGAGGAAGACCCGGAGAUCAUUCACCUUUUGGUGUGAAUUCGCUUAAUCCUGCCAACUAAUUUGUAAAGACUUCCCCACCUUGUGCGGGACGCAGCGCACAGCAAGGGCUUUCAGGGGGUUUGGAACAACGUCCGCCUCCCCUCCUGGGUGCACAGACCGGUCUUCCUCGUUUACACCCAGGAAGGAAACUAGGCUUCGCCCGUAACAAAGGGAAGCCCCCGUCUCCUGGUCCUGUGUUCAGCCCCACUCCAUUGAUCAGGAAGUGAUCACACAAGGCAAGCUUCUCCUGUUCCAGGAUUCCAGGAAAAAGGCCUGGGCUGCGGCCACAGUGGGCGUGGCUCCCAGGCGGGACCGCCCCUCCAGGACCCCCGACGGGGCCCUGCGCUCCUGGCGGCUCCACCCCCGGCGCCCCGCUCCCUCCCGGAAGGCCUCGGAGCAGAGCGGUCCCACCUCCUCGCCCAGAACGGAGCCCGCGUUUCCGCAGAGCUGCAACUCCCGGCUCGGGGUCUCUUCCCUCCGCCGUCACGGAACUGCCCCGGAGCCCGAGGGGAGGGCGGCCUCACUGAGGCUGCCGGCUCUGGAGGGGCCCCGGCGGCCGAAGCCGCGACAGUCGUGGGGACGGCGGGCCGGUUGUUUGAACAAGUAACUUAAAGACAAGAUGGAAAAACAAGGAGGUUUGUGCCUGAGAUCAUGUUGAUGUGAAACCAGGGAUGGCCACCUUGUGCCAGGAGCUGAAGGAGAGAAGCGGGAAAAAUGGAAAACCGCAUACGGCCUUUUUGGCCAAUGGCAUCAUUGGCGAAGUUCAGGAGCUUUUCAUGUGCUUUCAUGGCCGCACCGCACAGCAUGGGGGAACCUAGUUCCCUGACCAGGCAUUGAACCCACACACCCUGCAGUGGAAUCACGAGUUCCCAACCACUGGACUGCCAGGGAAGUCACUGUCCUUUAUUAUAAAAAG